This is a messenger RNA of Dibothriocephalus latus, 387 nucleotides long. Lineage: Eukaryota; Metazoa; Platyhelminthes; Cestoda; Diphyllobothriidea; Diphyllobothriidae. The record is from the annotation of a GenBank genome assembly.
AUGUAUUGUGCUUACGUUACAGAACCCGGAACCACUGAUGCUACCGAAACCUCCGAGGCAACGGAGGCAGAAACGAGCGAACCCGGAACCACUGGAGCUACCGAAACCACCGAGACCACGGACGUCGAAACAACGGAACACGAGACCACUGCUGCUACCAAAACCUCCGGGCCAACGGAGGCUGAAACAAACGGACCGGUGACCACCGCCGAGACCACAGAGGCGCAAACAUCCGGACCUGGAACCACCACCGCUGCUAGCAGCACCACUGAGACUACGGAGGGCCCAACAACCGGACCCAUAACCACUCCUGCUGGCAACACCACUAAAACCACGGAGGGCCAAACAACUGCUAAGUUCAAUGACCCUUCCCGUAAAACUGCUUAA